Mizuhopecten yessoensis (Yesso scallop) is the source of this 9352-nucleotide messenger RNA. RefSeq lists its product as uncharacterized. Gene Ontology annotation, molecular function: protein binding. The transcript is spliced from 17 exons. The coding region runs from base 1 to 7854 and encodes 2617 amino acids. NCBI's taxonomy places the organism in Eukaryota, Metazoa, Mollusca, Bivalvia, Pectinida, Pectinidae. The record is from RefSeq and is a predicted model, not a curated record.
AUGGAGAGUAAACAACGUCAUGAUUCACUAGCGUCCAGCGUCAGUACCAGCGAAACUGAUCUCCUCAGCGACAUGAUCCCAUAUCGAUGUCCAAAGUGUGGAAAUCAGCGCAAAUUCGCUGCUCUGAGAAACUUGAAACACCAUCUUGAUGAAGAGCAUUCGUUUAAAAUGGGCUGUGUGAAACCUCGCUCCAGGAAUAAGGUGUUUAAUCACAGGAUGGUUACCGAGAAACCGAAGGUAACCACAGGGAAAUAUAUUAAAACUAAAUAUGGUGGAACAUUUUCUCCAAGAUCAUCAGACUCUGAUGAAAAUUAUGGAUCAAUGUUGAAGUAUUAUGAAGAUGAGGCGAAAAUUCUUGAAAGGAAAGUAAAAAUGGCAAAAGAAACAGAAAUAAAAAACAAACUUAAUAGAAACAUAAUGCCGAACUCAAAGAAACAUCAUCCCCCUGAUAUUUCAUCUGCAAGGGGAGAUAACCUUAAGGAAAGUUUCGCGAAUGUAAAUAACCAGUUGCUAAGGUCACGACACAAAGAGUGGAAGGCCUCAGAAGCCCGUUAUCAGACUGAGGACGUCAUACAAGGUGUCGAGAAAGCGGCCGAGAACAGGUGCCUCGACCAACAGGUCGUCAUCCGUGACCUUGUCAAUGACCUUAGACAGAAAGAAGGUCAAUUGAACCGUGCUAACACUGACCUUGACAAAGUACGACGUGAGAGAGAGGCUCUGAUGUUGGAGGUUGAAGAUCUGUUUUCUGAGGCAAAUACGGGAAAUACUGUCUUGCGGGAGGAGCUCGGAAGACGGGAACACAUGUUAGGUGACAUGAACAGACAGCUUGAUACAUUAAGAGCCAGGGCACGACAUGACCUUGAUCGCAAAGAGGAUGAAUUGGUCGCAGCUGAGAGUCGAGUGGAAGGUCUUGAGAAGGAAAGAGAGCACUUGGUUCAGGGAACAAACGCACUGUUAGAAAAGGCUGAUAAAGACCGUGCUGCUUUACAGCACACCGUUCAGACAAAGGAAAGACAACUCCGACAUGUCAAUAAGGAUCUCGAAAAACUCAAAAUGGAGCAGGGUGACUUGGUCCAGGAAAGCAUUCAUCUGUACGAAAAAGCCAACGAAGGGACGGCUAAACUGAAGCACCUCGUACAAGCAAAAGACAACCAACUCCAAGAAGCUUAUCAUGAACUUGAGGGUAUGAAUAAGGUCCACGAAAAACUAAUUUGGCAGUCCAAGGCACUCACAGAACAAGCAGAUAGCAACAACCAAACACUCACAGAAAUGCUGCAAAGCAAGGAAGAGGAAUUGGAGAGUGCCAAACAAAACCUUUCCAAGCUCAAAGAAAGCAAUAUGGCCGCUUUUCAUGUUGUUUUGGCUGACAAGGAGGCAGAGCUAGCACAGGCAAGAAAUGAACUGACCAAGGUCAAGGCUGAAAAGGAUACCAUUUUAGAGAGUGUCAAUGACCUGACACAGAAAGCCAGUAAUCAAGGUAACACGAUGGCUGGCCUGCAGAAUCUGGUACAGGAAAAGGAGCAGAAACUUCAAGAGAAAGAGAGAGACAUUGAUUCCUUGAAGAGGUUUCUGAGUUCAGCUGCCGAGAAGGAGGUUGUCGCUCGGAGUAAACUUGAGAAGUUCAUCAGUGGCCUGAUAAAUCGAGCCGAUAAGGCCGAAAGUGAGCUUCACAAACUUAAAACUAGGUCAGUGUCCGAGGUUGACCUUUCGAGGUCCCACACGCUCGGUGAUGUGUCUGACGCUAUGGAGUCGGACCUUGAUGGUCAGUGGUCAUCUCAGCAAAGUCGGAAGGUCAGGGCAAGGUCACAGGAUUCAAGGUUGAAAUCAGCUGACUACAGCAAAUUAUCUUCAAGGCCUGAUUCGACAGAUCGUCAUACCCUUGAUGUUACUCAGGAAAGGCCAGGCCCAAAUGCAGUCAGCAUAGAUACAAGUAAACCUCGUUCUGGCGAAAACGUGAAACCAUGGCAAAAGAUUUUGCGAAAGAAUUGUUUGAGUGAUACAAACAGCACCGACGACUCUGAGCUGGAAAGUUUGAAUUCUGAACUAGAAGUCAACCUAAGUGUUGUUUCGGACAGACAUCAGAACUUUCACUCCAGACAACAUGAUAACCUGCAUGCAAAGAAAAGACAUCUCAAAAAGACUGCGUCUCUUGACAAAGCCUUGUUAUCACAGGAACAAAACACAGAAGUAGACCAAUCAAAUCAUCUGUCUCAUUUAACAAGGCCAAUAAAGCAUCGAGAUGAUAACAAUAUUCGAAGUUCUGUUACAGUAGAUCAUUCAGGUUCCCAAGACGGCUCUGUACCAAAUAAGUUUGAGACUAUGGCAGCUAAGAGAAAUCAUGGUGUUUUUCAUUUUGGCCAGACCAAUAAUGAUAGUGGUGUUAGCCAUAACCCGUUGGGAGUUUCAUUUCCCCGUCAUGGUAACCAGAAUUUAUCACACAACGUUUUACAUUCCAACAAACCAACCAAGACGAAUACAAGGAUUUUAAAUCAAUUUCCUCCACAAACACAACUAAAUCAAACUAUACCCUUUUCUGAGUAUGCAACGUCACAGACUAUCAAUGCCAAACCGCAGCAUAUAACAAGAUCAACUUUAGUUACGAACGUGCCUGACCAGACAACCAUCGCCAUGGUUCAUCCCCCUCCACAACAAAUGGUUCCGGGAAGGGUGUCCACACGGAGAAACUUUGCACCGAGAACUAAGAGUGAAUCUGAUUUAAAACAAACAAUUAACGCAGAACGAAGUCAUCAGUUAAAUCAACAGCUGAUGGACUCUUAUUUAACCGAACAGCCCCUUGACUCAAACUUUCAGGAAUAUCACCAACAUUACCCCGAGCAAUCCUUUCCCCAAACAGUACCUCAGACUCGGAAUGUCUCGGUGCCUCAGAACCGACAUAGAGAUAUACCAAGUUACAACACAGAUGUAUCAUCCUCACAAAGGUUCCAAAUUCGACCAUUCCAACUUGCAAAAGGUCAGGAAUAUCAAGAGGCGGAUGUUUCAUACUCACAAAGAUACCCCAUUGGACCAUUCACACAGGUCAAAGGUCAAGGACAUCUAGAGACAGAUGUUUCAUCCUCACAAAGGAACCCCAUUGGACCAUUCACGCAGGUCAAAGAUCAAAACUGUCUGGAGACAGAUAUUUCAUCCUCACAAAGGUUUCCUUUAGCCCCAAUAUCUAGAGAGAAAAUUGUACUUCCAAGAAGUAUAUUGUCCCCUGAAAGACGGGAAUUAAUAAAUAAUAAUGUACCAUUAGAAAAUUUGUCGAACAGACCUUCAGAAGAUAUAAGGCAUUCAAGUGACAUUCAAGUAAAACAGGGUCACUUGGUAAGGCCAAACAGCAUGCAUGGAACCCAAAGUAAUGUUACAGGACCAAAUGAAUUCCAACCAGGACAAGGUCAUUCAGUAGGACGUGAUCGAGUUCAGCUAGGUCAGAGUCAUUAUGUUAGAACAGACGGAGCUCAGCAAACGCAAGGUCAUUUGGCAAUAUCAAAUACUGUUCAACAAAGCCAAAGUAAAUUGGUUAACAAUGAAUGUCCAAUAAUGGGACAGCCCAAUGGUUAUAAAGGUCGUCAACAGGACGCUCGUGUUAUGUACAUUCCGGUUGACUCGAAGACCGGUCGGCCAGUGUAUUUAACAGGUCAACCUAACGCUCCUCUAUAUGGGACACCAGGAAUUCCUCAGACACCAGGAGUACCAACUAAUUAUGAAGAUGGAGCAAUAGGAAUUCCUUCACAAGGAGAUCAAGCGAAGAGAGGCGGAAUGACGGUCAACCCUCAACUUGCACAUUCUUCAUAUGCAACAAGAGACAUAGCUCCAUCCACAAGACAUCAGGACCAAUCACAGAACUUUGUUACCAGUCAACCUUCGCCUGUAAAUAGAGUAGAUGCCGGUAGUGAUUAUCCCGUUCUGACAACAGAACACAAGUUUAUUCCUACUCAUCAGACAGCACGAAAAGAACCAAGUGAUAAACUAGGAGUAUCAAAGUCCUCUUCCUCCUCCGUCGUCGAUGGCAACGGUGACCAUGAAAACUCGCUUUCAGAUGUUAUGUCCCUCGUUGACUAUGAGGAUGACAUGGAUGAACCUGAUGAUGUUGAGAGUGCUACCUUUGAACAAUUCAUGGAUGAGAAUGGUAUUUUAUGGGAGUCGUCAGAUACUUUUAAGGAUCAUUUAACCCCUGAUUCUCUGAAUCAAAGAAAGUCAGGCACUACCCGAAAGAUAGAUCGAGAUAGUCAGGUAGCAAGGGAGUCGGAAGUGGCUCGGCCUCAUUUUCAGAGGGUGAGUUUGUCAGGAAGGCUUAAUUCGAGCCAAAGAGAUCAAGCAAGAAGGUCAAAGAGUGCAGAACCUAUCCCAUAUGAUAGACAAGAAUGUGGUGUUAGAAACAGGUCAAUGUCGCCAAGGGUAAGAUUUAGUGACCAACAACAAUACUGGCCUUUUUCUGAAGAUAAUACAAGCCAUAGGUCAUCCAGUCAAAGGUCAAAGUUUCAAAGGACUGGUAAAAAUCAUACUCAAAGAUCAUUGUGUUCACAAUCUGAAGAGGAAGUUCUUGAAAGAUCAUUUUGUUCAGUUAUAGAAGAUAGACCAAAUUUCGAAGAACUUUGGUUAAAGGAUGUAUCUGUUGGCACGGAUACUCCAAGUAUAGAGAAUUAUGUCCCUUUACCCACACGAUCGACUAAACUGGCGUUAAGGCAGAAAAUGGAUGAACAACCAAUUUUACCAGAGAAACAAACCACGGGUGGUAGUAGCCCUUGCUUUGUUAAGAAAAAGGAUCAAAGCUGUCAGCCUCUCAAAGAAUCUUCCACUCAGACAUGGCUGCUGGACUGUCCACUCAGUUUAGAUGACCUUGGUUCAGUCAGUCAGAGGUCAAGUUUUGUCAGACCUAAUAGAGCUUCCAAAUCCGAUUCAAUCAGUUGUGAUUCUAUGGCCCGUGUUAUUCCUCCAGUUAAGAGACUAGAGGGGAAAGAAGCAGACAAUGAUACUAUUGCUGGAAACUCGCAUACAACAUCUGCGUCAACAAACCGUGCUGCGCAAAUGUCACCCUGUCAUGCUAUUGGUCAAAGGUCUGAAGUGCAAAGUGAAAAUAUCUCCUCCCACGACACAAGAUUCGAAGGCGAGGACUUGAUAAUUGACCGAAAUGUAGACUCAACAUUUAAUAAUGAAGGGAAAGGCUUCCCUUCAAAGACAAAAUAUGAAGAAAAGAACAAAACCUAUCAGUCCCAAGAUUCAAGAUGCGGAGGAAACAGAGAUGACAGGCCAUCGAAUUUGCUAUAUAUCGACGCUGGUGGAAGGGACCAAUCCCUAGACUCUCGAGAUAUAAAUGGCCAUUCACCUAACUCAAAAUGUAGGAGAGACGACAGAAUUGACCAGUCCCCAGACUCAGGAUAUAGAUAUGACCAGUCCCAAGAAUUAAGACAUAGAAAUGACCAGUCCCCAGAAUUAAGACAUAGAAAUGACCGGUCCCCAGACACAAGACAUAGAUAUGACCAGUCCCCAAACUCAAGAUAUCGAAAUGACCGGUCCCCAGAAUUAAGACAUAGAAGUGACCGGCCCCCAGACACAAGAUAUAUAUAUGACCAGUCCCCAGAAUCAAGAUAUAGAAAUGACCAAUCCCCGGACACAAGAUAUAGAUAUGACCAGUCCUCAGAAUCAAAAUAUAGAAAUGACCAGUCCCCACACUCAAAAUAUAGUAGGGAAGACAGAACUGACCAGUCCCUAGACUCUAUCAAUAGACAUGGCCAGUCCCCAAAAUCAAAAUGUAUAAGAGGGGGACGAAAUGACCAGUCAAAACAUUCGAGAUAUACAGAAGACAGAACUGACCAGUUUCCAAAUUCAAAAUAUAGAAAUGACCAGUCCCCGAACUCAAAAUAUAGGAAAGACGAAGAUAGUCAGUUUCGGGACUCUAGGUAUAAUAAUGACCACCACCCUGUCAAACAUGAUAGGUAUAGAAAAGAUGGCAAAAGAUAUGACCAUUCUCAAACCUUAGAAUACAAAACAACUGGCAGGAAAGACUAUUCAGAUGAGUGCGAUGAUUCACAAGAUGACUGGACAGAUCAUGAUAAUAAGAAUAGUAUUCAACGUGUUCACAAACGAGGAGGAUAUUAUUCAAAUACUAAUGAUGAGGAUGAUGACAUUGAUUUGACAGGGAGAGCUAGAAAAAAAGAUAGAUCAUAUAAUAGAAAAUCCCCUUCGAGAAAUUCCAGAUCUUCAAGUUCAGAAUCUGACAGCCACGACAGUGGACAUAGGAGGAGGUCAGAAAAGUUUCGACAUAAGAAGAGGUCAGAUAAAUCUAGCAGUUUAGAGAGACAAUCCUCCAUAAAAGAAGCAUCCCAAUGCCCACAUCAGGACGAUUUAUCCGCUUCAAUAGGAAAUUCAGAGAGUUUGAACCCGGAAUUGAAACCAAUAGCACCGACGGAUUAUGACCAGCAAAAUACUUCUAAAGUGUCUCCAAUAGCAUCGCCUGACGACGGAGUAAAGAUAAAUUCGGAGGAUUCUAAAGACCUCGAUGUAUCAAUUCAAAAUCAGAACAAGGUUAUUUCAGAAAUGUCCGAACUUAAUGCUAAUGACAGUUCCGAAAGGGAAACUAAAUCUCCUGCGUGUAACACCGCUCAGAUUUUAGAAAAUUCACCUGACGGGGUGCAGCAUGAAUCUAAAAUCGAUGCUACUGACAUUCUAUUGGUUGCGGGGAUUGGCGGCCAGCAGCAUCAACCUACCGAAGAUACAGAGGCAGAACAAAUGGCUCAUAGAAAGGAUGAUCACGUUGUCAUGGAUACAGACGAUCAGUAUUCCCUUUACAGCAUUGGCAGUUCAUCACUAUCCCGGACUUCGUCACAAGAAUCCCUGUUAGAGAGUCUUCCGAAAUCCAGACGGGAGGCAGUCCGGCAGCGAAGGACGUCCCUUUAUCUGGUAUUCCGUUACCUUGACACCAAGUCACUGGGGCGUGUCGCGGGUGUGUGUCGCGAAUGGAAGAAGGUCAGUCGGCAGUCUGCUCUGUGGAAACGAGUCCACCUCACGCACACAAGAUUUACUUCAAAAGCUCUUCAGACCUUGGCCCGUUGGUGUACACAGCUAGAAAGUCUUCAUCUGGAAGAUAUUUAUACGAGGAAACAGUUGGAACUUGAGAGUGAUGAAGACUUCGCUCAAGCUGUUAGAGCAUCACUUGAAGGCGGAUUGGAAUGUUUACUACAAGUAUCAGAGUCAAGUCUCAAAUCCAUUAUCAUCAUCAACUGUCCGCACAUACUCACAGACAAAUGUAUGUGGUUAGCCAGUUGCUAUAGCAGAAUGUUACAAAACGUUUGUUACCAUAGCAACACUCAUAUUUUGGGUGCUGAUGUGUUGUGGGCUUUAGGAGCUGGGUGUGGACUCAUACGAUCUUUAGACAUUGCUCCCCUGUACCCAUGUGUGAGCACAGAAAAGUUUACUAAUAAAUGCCUACAGAUAAUUUCCCAGUUUUUACCGGAGUUGGAUCGCCUGUGUAUUGGAGGCCAGCAGUUAGAUGUUAACGGAUUCGUACUGAUAGCGCAAUCUUGCCAGCGUUUGUACUGUCUAUCCCUGCAUGGCUGUGUGGAUAUUGAGGAGGAUGUCGCCCUAGCGAUGUGUCGAAAGGGACUCAAGAACCUGCGCUCGCUGGACUUCAAUCACACUCCUGUCACAGACAAGGCUUUGCUGCACUUUUACAGUUCCUGUAAACACUUGAAGUCCAUACACGUCUCCUUCUGUACGGAGGAUGUCAGUAAAGACCCAGAGUUGAAGGACACCACGGAAAACUUCAACAAGCGAAUAAAGGCCUUGGAGAAGUUGAAAAAGAAGGGAGGACUGUGGAAUAUUCUUAAGCUGGAUGUUCAAAGAGUGAAUGACUAAGAACCGUUGGAGUUCGGAUGCCUUUAAGUGCAAUUAUGGUGUUUUCUUUUUAACAGAUUUCUCUAAAACACUACAGUUCUUGCCAUGGUAAUUUCAUUAUAUUCGUGAUACGAUAUUUAUAUCUAGCUUGAUAAUUGUUUGGAACUGACAACUUUGGGAUUACUGCAGGUUCUAUAUACAUUCACCGUACCUGGAAAGUUCCCGAGUAACAUCUCUUUUUACCAUCAUAAAACAAGGUUUUCAAUUGUGUUUUUUUAUGUAUCAAAAUCUUUCAACUGAACAUUUUAAUAUAUAUUUAUGAAUGUCUGACUGCAACGAUUACAUUAUAUAUUUCUUCAAAAUGAUGGCUUAUUUUUUAGCUAGGCUUACUUUCAUGAAUAUUGACUCAUUAAGGUAGCAGAGCAGAGCUGAGAGUUGAAAUAUAAUAACGUAGAAUAUCUUUUAAGAACAAAUUCAAAUGAUUGAUUAGAAUUCACUAUCAAUUUAUAUACAUGUAUUUUAUAUCUAAAAAUCAACACUGCAAAAUAAAACCAGUGAUUAGAUUUCUCUGACAAACAUAUAUAUGCAAGACAUGAAGUCAUAUUCAUGUGUGACGUCACAAAGUUUAACGUUACGCCAAAUUAAUGACAUGCCAUACUGACCGUGAAAUAGCAUCAAUCAACGAGACAUGAUUAGCGAAAAUAAAUAAUAUAUAUAUAAAUAACGCAGCAAGAUGGAUUAAAACAUAUAGAAACAACAAAGUAAAUAUACGCACGAUUUAAACCAUAAAGUUCUUAUCAAUAUAUUCAUGCAUACCAUGAAAAUCCAAAAACUAUUAUAAACAUUCAUAUAAUUUCUUAUAUUUAUCAUGAUAAAAGUCAUUCCGUCUUCCAAUGUUAGGAUUCAUAACUUAUGGUAAUAGCUUUAUCCAAUCUGUCAACAACUUUACACAUGAUUUGUAUCAAAUAAAAAAAUACAUAUGUUGAAUAAGAUUCUUACUUAUCGUUGAUAAUAUUUCUCUCUUCAUUUCAACUCGCCUUUUGGCUUUGUUGUUGAGCGUUCAAAUAAGCGAGGAAGGUUAUGGGUUCUGUCCCCUGACAGAGACAGCUUAGAUGGAUGUUGGUAAUGACUGGUUAGCCCGUUGUCAGUAUAAUGUGAGCGGGUGGAGUGUCAGAUUACCGUAACAUUUCAUUGAAAUGUCACUUGAGAGUGGCCCAUGUUGAAAGUCGACCCGAUGUACGAAUAACACGGCGUCCAUUGUUACAUCACCAUAUCACAAGUAAUUACUGUAGUAUUAAUUUUAUGGAAGAUAUGAAUUUUGAAAUCGUUUAUUAAAAUUGAAGAGGUGGCAAAGACAAGCACUGGUAUUUGUAGUUCUGUGAAUUGCAGUUUGAUUCUGUUUGACGUCAUGACAACAGUCGUCAAGGCCAUGGGGUUAUUUUAAUAUAUGCCAAUGAUGUUAACAAAUGAUGUCCAUGAAGUAAAUGUUAAUGAAAAGAUUUGUCCUCUUUACUGGUAG